Molecule: messenger RNA, 1265 nt
Organism: Halichondria panicea
Lineage: Eukaryota; Metazoa; Porifera; Demospongiae; Suberitida; Halichondriidae
Product: max dimerization protein 3-like
Exons: 8
Coding region: 282-941 (219 amino acids)
Biological process (GO): regulation of transcription by RNA polymerase II
Molecular function (GO): RNA polymerase II cis-regulatory region sequence-specific DNA binding; protein dimerization activity; DNA-binding transcription factor activity, RNA polymerase II-specific
Source: RefSeq, a predicted model, not a curated record
UGGUUCGCUUCUGGGGCGUAUACACAACAAAAAAAGACUGUUUAGCGAGCUAGCUAGUUAGCCUCUUACUAGGUAGCGCAGCUUAGAAUAAUUUCUGGUCAUAGCAGGACUUGCCAUCUUAGUUGACGUGCAGUUUGGAAUCGUUUUGCAGUAAAGCAGACAGCUGAGACAAAGUACUGUACUAGUAGGCAGCUGGUGGAAGCAAAAGUGAAAGCAAGAGUGUAUAGGACCACAUUGUUGCUGUUCCAAGCAUUCUUCAGUGCUCAAAGGAAGAAGAGAGAAUGUCAUUAGAAGACUUGAUUCAAGCUGCACAAUUUCUGGAACAGAAUGGACGUAGUGGAGAUGAGGAUUUGGAAGAAUCUCCCAAGAAGAGAUCAAGACCCAACAGGCAGAAACGACCGGCUUCUUACAGUAGUGCCAUGGCAAGAAGUCGAACGACCCAUAAUCUCUUGGAGAAAAACAGACGUGCUCAGUUGAGGGAUUGUCUCGAGGUGCUGCGACAACAUGUCCCCUUACCAGACAAGCUCACCACUCUGGCUUUACUGCAGAGCGCCAAGAAAUAUAUCGAGAGCUUAAAAAAGAAAGAACGAAAAGAGAAAGAGUUGAAAACAAAGCUUCAAAACGACCAAAGCGCACUGCUCUCUCGGUUGGCAGAGCUGGGUGCUGGAGAUUAUGUCCAGGCUCUAUCUGGGGAGGGUACCACAGAGGACCCAGCUGUUGCCCCGUCAUCACCUGCCACAGAUCUUAGGAACUCACUCCUCGAAGUCAGCGACAUUGUGGUAGACGAGCCGAACAAGACAGGUGUUUCAAAUGCAGAAGAGGAGGACAAUGUUGUGAUUGAUGUUCUCUCCAACGAAUCUGACGACAACAGUUCGACCACGUCAGGAAGCGAUGGAGGAUGCACCUCAACCAGUCACAAAUACGCCCAACUAGCGGCGUGACGGGGGGUGGUGGUUGGUGUCAACUGUGUGUACCAUGUCUUCAUGUAGUGGGUUUUGUAUUAGUGCACAUGUAUGCUUGUAUUGUUUCUACGUCUUGUUAGUUCGUCGUGAUCCCCAUAGCAACGUCUACCAUGAACAGUUUUGAUCAUCAGUAAGCAGGUCAUUUCUGAUAUUUGUACAAAGUGAUAUACAGUCUUAGUAACAUGUCAGUCUUGCAUUAUAUAGAAAGAGAGAGACUAUAUUUUCUGUACUAUUAUAUCUCACAUUUUAACUGCAUAAUUAUUGUGUCAAAAUUAUUAUUAUUAUUAUUAUUGUUAAAUUUGA